Bubalus bubalis (water buffalo) is the source of this 4531-nucleotide messenger RNA. RefSeq names its product timeless circadian regulator (gene TIMELESS). The transcript is spliced from 29 exons. Gene Ontology annotation, molecular function: DNA binding. Lineage: Eukaryota; Metazoa; Chordata; Mammalia; Artiodactyla; Bovidae. Bases 325 to 3966 code for a protein of 1213 amino acids. The record is from RefSeq and is a predicted model, not a curated record. Gene Ontology annotation, cellular component: replication fork protection complex. Gene Ontology annotation, biological process: replication fork arrest; DNA repair; DNA replication checkpoint signaling.
UUUCCCGCCGCUUGGUUUAAAGGCAGGGGGCGGGGCGCGCGCCUUAGGUGCGCACGCGCAAUUCCCAGUUGGGUCUCCUCUGUGGCUGUCCGGGCGUUUCCAACUCGCCUGGGACUCCCCCUUGUUCUCCCGAGGUCACUCCGCACGGCCUGGUCCGCCCGCGGGGGUGCGGCUGUGAUGGAAAGGGGCUUGGAACCUUUACUAUAAGACAGAAGCUUCCCAGGAAUUUCCGCCUCUGAACUUCCCAUCCAACUCAGACCCGAAAAAAACAGGCCUCGUCAUUUCUGUGUCCCUUGGCUCAUCCACUGAUGUGUGGACUUGAGCAUGAUGAAUUGUGAACUUCUUGCCACAUGUAGUGCCCUUGGGUACUUGGAGGGAGACACUUACCACAAGGAGCCAGAUUGCUUAGAGAGUGUGAAGGACUUGAUCCGCUACUUGAGGCACGAGGAUGAGACACGGGACGUGCGGCAGCAGCUGGGAUCGGCUCAGAUCCUGCAGAGUGACCUCCUGCCCAUCCUCACCCAGCAUCGCCAGGACAAGCCUCUCUUUGAUGCUGUUAUCAGGCUGAUGGUGAACUUGACACAACCAGCCUUGCUCUGCUUCGGCAGCAUGCCCAAGGAGCCCAGCUUCCGGCACCACUUUCUGCAGGUGCUGGCAUACUUGCAGGCUUACAAAGAGGCCUUUGCCAGUGAGAAGGCAUUUGGGGUCCUCAGUGAAACUUUGUAUGAGCUGCUGCAGCUGGGCUGGGAGGAACGCCAGGAGGAAGACAACUUGCUGAUUGAGCGGAUCCUGCUGCUGGUCAGAAACAUCCUCCAUGUCCCCGCUGACCUUGAGCAGGAGAAGCGGAUUGACGAUGACGCCAGUGUGCACGACCGGCUUCUCUGGGCAAUCCACCUCAGUGGCCUGGAUGACCUGCUCCUCUUCCUGGCCAGCUCACCUGCGGAGCAGCAGUGGAGCCUCCAUGUGCUGGAGAUCAUCUCCCUUAUGUUUCGUGACCAGAACCCUGAGCAACUGGCAGGAGUAGGGCAGGGACGCUUGGCUCAGGAGCGGAGGACAGAUGUGGCAGAGCUGGAGGUCUUGCGCCAGCGAGAGAUGGCAGAAAAGAAGACUCGAGCCCUGCAGCGAGGCAACAGGCAUUCUCGGUUUGGGGGUUCCUACAUCAUCCAGGGCUUGAAAUCCAUUGGGGAGAGGGACCUUGUCUUUCAUAAAGGUCUCCACAAUCUCCAAAACUAUACUUCCGAUUUGGGAAAGCAGCCCCGACGGGUGCCUAAACGUCGCCAGGCUGCCCGGGAGCUGUCCAUCCAGCGCCGCUCUGCCCUCAACGUGAGACUCUUUCUUCGGGACUUCUGCUCAGAGUUCCUGGAAAACUGUUACAACCGCCUCAUGGGCUCGGUGAAGGACCACCUGCUUCGGGAGAAGGCUCAGCAGCACGACGAGACCUACUACAUGUGGGCUCUGGCUUUCUUCAUGGCCUUCAACCGAGCUACCUCCUUCCGGCCAGGCCUGGUUUCUGAGACACUCAGUGUCCGCACCUUCCACUUCAUUGAGCAGAAUCUCACCAACUACUAUGAGAUGAUGCUGACCGACCGCAAGGAAGCCGCCUCCUGGGCACGCCGGAUGCACCUGGCUCUGAAGGCGUAUCAGGAGCUGCUGGCCACGGUGAAUGAGAUGGAUGUGUGCCCAGACGAGGCUGUGAGGGAGAGCAGCCGCAUCAUAAAGAACAACAUUUUCUACGUGAUGGAGUACCGGGAGCUCUUCCUGGCUCUCUUUCGGAAAUUUGAUGAGAGAUGCCAGCCCCACUCUUUCCUUCGUGACCUAGUGGAAACCACCCACCUCUUCCUCAAGAUGUUGGAGCGGUUCUGUCGGAGCCGUGGGAACCUGAUGGUGCAGAACAAACGAAAGAAAAGAAAGAAGAAAAAGAAGGCCUUAGAUCAGUCUGUUGCUUCUGGUAAUGCCCCCUACAGCCCAGAGGAGCUGGAGGCCAUGUGGCCCUCCCUGGCCGAGCAGCUGCAGUGCCGUGCCCAGGAUUCUGAGCUCAGUUUGGACUCGGUGGUUCCCUUUGAUGCGGCCUCAGAGGUGCCAGUGGAAGAGCAGCGGGCAGAAGCCAUGGUGCGGAUCCAGGACUGCCUCCUGGCUGGCCAGGCCCCGCAGGCCCUGAGCCUCCUGAGGUCUGCCCGAGAGGUGUGGCCAGAAAGAGAUGUGUUUGGUGCUCAGGACAUCUCCCCAGAGGAGGAGAUCCAGCUACUGAAGCAAAUCCUCUUGGCCCCGCUUCCCCGCCAGCAGGGGCUGGAGGAACAAGGGGCAGAGGAAGAAGACGAAGAAGAGGAGGAGGAGGAAGAGUUAGAAGUGGUCCAGGUGUCGGAGAGAGAAUUUAACUUUUUGGACUACCUGAAACGCUUCGCAAACUCAACCGUCCUCCGAGCCUACCUGCUGCUGCUGCGGAGCUACAAGCAGAACAGCGCCCACACCAACCACUGUGUGGUCAAGAUGCUGCACCGGCUGGCCCACGAUCUCAAAAUGGAAGCCCUGCUUUUCCAGCUUUCCCUCUUCUACCUCUUCAAUCGUCUGCUCAGUGACCCUGCUGCUGGGGCCUACAAAGAGCUGGUGACUUUUGCCAAGUAUAUCCUGGGCAAGUUCUUUGCUUUGGCUGCUGUCAACCAGAAAGCCUUUGUGGAGCUGCUGUUCUGGAAGAACACUGCUGUGGUUCGAGAGAUGACUGAGGGCUACGGCACCCUGGAUGGCGGAUCUUCUAGCCGCAGACUCCCUGGAUGGAGCCCAGAGGAGGAGGCCCAGCUUCGGGAACUGUAUCUUGCCCAUAAGGAUGUGGAAGGUCAGGAUGUGGUGGACACCAUCUUGGCACACCUGAAAACUGCUCCUCGGACACGCAGGCAGGUCAUCCACCAUCUGGUGCGGCUGGGACUGGCUGACAGCGUCAAGGACUUCCAGAGGAAAGGAACCCAGAUUGUGCUGUGGACGGAGGAUCAGGAGCUGGAGCUGCAGCGGCUUUUUGAGGAGUUUCAGGACUCCGAUGAUGUCCUGGGUAAUAUCAUGAAGAACAUUACAGCCAAACGCUCACGGGCCCGAAUAGUGGAUAAACUGCUGGCUCUGGGGCUGGUGGCUGAGCGGCGGGAGCUGUACAAGAAACGCCGGAAGAAGCUGGCACCCUCGAGCUUGCCUAAUGAAGAGGAAUCCUUGCACGAUUUUUGCCAGGAAGAUCUAGAAGAAGAGGAAAAUGUGCCAGAGAAAGAGAAUGAAGAGGAUGAAGAGAAAGAAGGCUCAGAAGCAGAGCAACCCCAGGGUGGCUCCGUCAUUUCAGCUGAAUACCUUGGGCAAAGUCUGCACCAGGAAGGCUUUUCUGCUCCCCUCCUCUGGCUCCAGAACUGCCUCAUCCGAGCAGCAGAUGAUCGGGAAGAGGCCGGCUGCUCCCAGGCAGUUCCGUUGGUGCCACUGACAGAAGAAAAUGAAGAAGCGAUGGAAAAUGAACAGUUUCAACAGCUGUUGCGAAGGCUAGGGGUUCGGCCUCCUGCCUCUGGACAGGAAACCUUCUGGCGAAUUCCAGCCAAACUGAGUCCCACCCAGCUCCGGAGGAUGUCAGCUUCCUUGAGCCAAGCAGAAGAGGAGGAAAAGCUUCAGUUAGGAUUAGAAUCUAAGGUCCCUGGGGAGCCAGGCCUAGAGGAGGAGCACCAACAGGAAGAGGAGCAUCAACAAGAGGAGGAGCAUCAAAAGGAGCACCGAGCACAUGCCCUGAGGACCCUCGUGUUAGCCCGGAAAAAGGAAGCAGGCCUGGUGUCGCCAGAGGAGGAAGGGACCAGUGGUGGGAAAGAGCAGCUGAUAAUGGCACCCAAGAAGCGACAACUGCUGGACAGCGAUGAGGAGCAGGAGGAAGAUAAAGCACCAGAGUUGGGAGUUCCAGGAAUCCGGAAGAAGAAACGGUUUCAGAUAGAGGAUGAUGAUGAGAGCGACUGAAGAUGCAGAUGCCCAGGGCAGAGAUAUACCCCAUUUUUAGGUGGUGAAUUUGAAUCCGAGUUUGGAGGGGCAUACAGGACCUGGAAACUCCUCUUACUGGACAGCAGCUGUGGAGCCCCGGACUUCCCCAUGGAUUUAGAGUCCAGGAAGUCCAGGCAACAGUGUUGGCCUCCUGUUACUUCUUCCUUCUCCCAGUUUUAUCAGGGUGCCUCAGUAGCUCUCUGGAGACUUAUUCCUCUUCUUUGGUUUUAAUAGCACUCCCUGGUAAAGGAGAGGUGUGAAUGAAAUAUAGAAGGCACCUUGGACCCCUCUUAGUGGUCUGUUGUUUUGGCUUUCUGCUGGAGGUGGGUCCCAGCACUAGAUGGGGAGUCUUGUGACAUGAUGAGUGUGGGUGUUGGAGCAUUUUAAAAAGGCUCCCAUUCUCAUAUUCUUUCCUGUGAUCAUCUUUGAAACACCAGAUUGAGCCCAGUUCCUGCCACUGAAGUAAGGCUGAGAUGCAGUAUUCUAGAGGUGAUGAAUACAUUUGGUUGGUGUUUGGCAGCGAAUUAAACAUGUAAAAUGUAAA